AGCUGCAGAGGCUAGCUGCUGAUAGCAUGCUGCACACAGGUUGAUCUGCACACCAACACAACUAUGAGGCGUCUGAGGCUUCCUGUUGGACGUCACAAAUCAGGUUGACGGACAGCUCACGACAGGGUCAGCCUACAGGGAUGUCAAAGCCAGGCGCUGGGGGGAGGGGCAAAGGAGAACGACCAGACGUCAUGGCAACCCUUCAGGCAGCCAAUGAGGAGCUGAGAGCCAAACUGACGGAGAUUCAAAUCGAGCUUCAACAGGAGAAGAACAAGGUGAGCCGGCUGGAGAGGGAGAGGAGCCAGGAUUUGAAGGCGGAGCAUCACCGAGCUGCCGUCGCCAUGACGGAGCUGAGGACCAAACUCCACGAGGAGAAGCAGAAGGAGCUGGCCGUCACCAGGGAGACGUUGCUACGGCAACAUGAGAUGGAGCUGAUGAGGGUCAUCAAGAUCAAAGACGGAGAAAUCCAGAGACUGAACGGACUGGUCCUGAUGCUGAGGGAUGGGUCCAUGGACAAGGUGAGGACCGCCCUGAUGGCUGAGGUCGAGGAGGCCAGGAGGAGCUGGGAGGCAGAGCGUUGCCGCCUCCAGCAAGAGGUUCAGGAUCUGCGAGGAGCAAAGAAGAACGCAGAGGAGGCUCUAGCAUCAGCUCAGCAGGCCUGCCAGGCCCGAGCAGCCGAGCUCAGAUCAGCUCAUCACCAGCACCAGGAGGAGCUCAACAGGACCAAGAGAGACUGUGAAAGAGAGAUCCGCCGACUGAUGGAUGAGAUAAAACUGAAGGACAGAGCUGUCAGUGUUUUGGAUAAAGCCUUGGGGUUGCAGGCUGGACACGCCCAUCGCCUCCAGCUACAGACUCAGGCUGCUGAGCAACAAAUUGCAGCCAUGAGAGAUGCACAAAGGGCGGGGCUUAACCACCUUGUCUCUAACUCCACCCCUAACAAUGCUGCUCCCAUUUCUCAAGAGGACCGAGAUACUCGAAGGUUUCAGCUGAAGAUUGCUGAGCUUAGCGCAGUCAUUAGGAAACUGGAAGACCGCAAUGCUCUGCUGUCUGAAGAACGAAAUGAACUGCUGAAGCGUCUGAGAGAAACAGAGAGUCAGUUUCUUCCUCUUUUGGACAAAAACAAACGUCUGAGCAGAAAAAAUGAAGAGCUGGCUCUUGCCCUGCGGCGCCUUGAUAACAAACUUCGCUUUGUUACCCAGGAGAACAUGGAGAUGGCUACAAUGAGGAGACCCAGUUCGUUAAAUGACCUGGACCGCAGCCACUCCACCAGCUACCAUGUUUACGGCCAAGAUGAGAGAGAGAUGGAGUUCCUGCGGUUGCAAGUGGUUGAGCAGCAGCACAUUAUUGAUGACCUGUCCAAGGCUCUGGAAACGGCAGGUUAUGUGAAGAAUGUUAUUGAGCGAGACAUGUUACUGAGGUACAGACGUCACGAGGGCGUGAGGAGGAGGAGAACCUUCAGAGCGUGCAGGGUGAUAGAGACAUUUUAUGGUUAUGAUGAAGAGGCAUCGGUGGAUUCUGAUGGAUCAUCUUUGUCCUUCCACACUGACAGAACUCCAGAUACAGAACCAGAAGAGAUGUGUGUACGUGAGGAGGCGGAGUUUCGUUAUUGUCAGCUGACCCAGGAGUACCAGGCGUUACAGCGAGCGUACGCUCUGUUGGCGGAGACGUGUGGAGGAAACUAUGAUGCUGAAAAGGAGAUCAAGACACGAGAGCAGCUGCUGAGUGAAAUCAGUCAGUAUCAGAACAGGAUUGCAGAUCUGGAGACAUCGCUGAAACAACAAGGACAGGAUUUGAGGUGGGUGGAGGAGAAGCAGGCCCUGUACCAGAGGAACCAGGAACUGAUUCUGAAGGUGCGGCAGAUGGAAACUGAAGAGCUGCGGCUGAAAAAUGACAUUCAGGACAUCAAAGACCAGAACGAGCUGCUUGAGUUCAGGAUUUUAGAGCUAGAGGAGAGGGAGCGACGCUCACCUGCCAUCAACUUCCAACAACUUUACUUCCCAGAUGGUCUCAGUCCUCUGCAGAUCUACUGUGAAGCAGAGGGAGUCACUGACAUUGUGAUCAGUGAGCUGAUGAAGAAGUUGGACAUUCUGGGGGAUAACGCCAAUCUGUCCAAUGAGGAGCAGGUGGUGGUGAUCCACGCCAGGACGGUGCUGACUCUGACAGAAAAGUGGCUGGAGUCCAUCGAGGUGACAAAAUCAGCUUUGAAGCAAAAGAUGCUGGACAUUGAGAAUGAGAAGGAUCUCUUCAAAAAACAGAAAGGUUACCUGGACGAGGAGCUGGACUUCAGGAAGCAGUCCAUGGACCAGGCUCAUAAGAGGAUCCUAGAGCUGGAGGCCAUGCUUUUUGAGGCUCUGCAGCAGGAGGAGGAGUCCAGGAUUGUUGGAUUAAAGAGCGGGGAGGGUCGCCUGUCUGAGACUCUGACAGAAGAAGAAAAGGAGGCGUUGAGGAGAGCCACCGAUCAGUGGAAACGAACUCUGAUGUGUGAGCUGAGAGAGAGAGACGCUCAGAUCCUCCGAGAGAGGAUGGAACUGCUUCAACUCACGCAACAGAGAAACAAGGAGCUGGAGGAAUUCAUCGAAGCUCAGAAACGACAAAUCAAAGAGCUGGAAGAGAAGUUUCUCUUCCUGUUUCUGUUUUUCUCUUUGGCCUUCAUUCUCUGGUCCUGAACCAACAGCGAGUCCAGGCCUCCGGAGUCCAGAACGGGGGUCAGCCAAACCUGGACGAGACCAGAUGAAUGGAACCAGCAGGGCCACGCUGUCGGCUGGUCUGCCUCAUCCCGGUGCCACCUCAGGGAUGAUGGUUUCCAGGUUCCAGGUCAGGAAGUUCUGCUGGACCGACUUCCAGCUUACCCAGAACUGGUUCUGGACCCGCUAAACCUCCUGAGAUCAGCUGGUGGAUUUCAAACAACGUUUCUGGGGUUCCUUCAGAGUUCAGCAAAGACUGAACUAAAACCAAAGCAGAACCAGAACAGAACCUGAACAGAACCUGAGAGAACCGAUUCCUGAUGAGCCACUCUGUGCUGGGAUUGGCUGAAUUACACCUGAAGGGUGCACUCACCUGGUUU
Austrofundulus limnaeus is the source of this 3064-nucleotide messenger RNA. RefSeq names its product Janus kinase and microtubule interacting protein 3 (gene jakmip3). The transcript has 24 exons. Bases 141 to 2666 code for a protein of 841 amino acids. NCBI's taxonomy places the organism in Eukaryota, Metazoa, Chordata, Actinopteri, Cyprinodontiformes, Rivulidae. Gene Ontology annotation, molecular function: microtubule binding; kinase binding. The record is from RefSeq and is a predicted model, not a curated record.